AUGCGUAGGCAAAUUGACCGGGGCAGUGUUGACAUGAACAUAGCGUUGAUUAGCUGCAUCUUGUUCAUCUGCAUAGAAACGCUGCAGGGGCGAGUGGAAGAGGCGCUACGACUGUACCAGCAGGGAGUCAGUCUCAUCUUCGAGCUGCGGGCAGGUGGUAGGACGAGGUCUUGUCCAGACUCCACCCUUUUGGAAGACAUGAUCAUCCCUGUUUUCGUGCGACUGGGCACAAUUGCGCUAAGUAUUUCAGGCGUCCCUGUCAGUGGCCUGUUUGACGAAAAGCAAGGUCGUACUGGAAACACGUUCUCCUCGCUCAGCUCGGCCCGUCUUGCAAUGACGGCUCUCGCUGCAGAGGGCAUGAUCUUCCAGCGCACUGUUGAGGAGUAUUUUGCGACCAAAGGCCACGAAUGCCCCGUUCCCAUAGCAUUCAAGAGCAAACAAGAAGAUAUCCAGCAACGGCUGGCAGAGUGGCACCGAGCCUACACCAAGUUAGUCAACUCGUCUGACCAGUCGGAACUGCCGAGGAGUGUGACGUCUCUCUUGCUUUCCUUUCAUGCUGCCACAUCAAUUAUUACCACCGUUUCCACCGAGCAGCUGGAGACUGCAUACGACGCUUUUCUACCCCAAUUCCGGCUCAUUCUUGAACAGUCCGCUGUCCAUCUUGAAGCUUCGGCAGGCCCAAAUGGCAAGCAGCCGCCCUUCACCUUUGAGAUGGGGCCUGGUCUCUCGUUGUUCCUGACCGCUAUUAAGUGCCGUGACCCGUGGCUACGCCGAAGAGCCUUGGAAUUAUUGAGAAGGGCACCUCCACUGCAAGGGCUGUACAAGUGUCCACCGGGUGCGACAUUGGCGGAAGCUUUUAUGAAAUUGGAGGAAUCCGGGUCUGCGUUUGAUGCACCUGACCCUGAAUGUGCAGGUUCUUACGGCGAAAGCACCCUUCGGAUGCAUCCCGUUUUAGAAGGACAAAAUGCAAGGAUUGAGAAGUCCAUGAUACCUACUACGGCCCUGAUACCGGAGGAGUCCCGAAUCCAUGGCUACUGUGUUUUCCGGCCGCGAGACGAUCCCGGGCCACUAGGUGAUUUGGACAUUUCCAAGUGGAAUCGGAGUCCUGAUCAGAUUUACUUGAAGUUUUCACGGAAUCGAUUUGACGAGAAUACAAGAGCGUGGCGAAUGGUCCAUGACAUUGUUCCGAUUGACUAUUGA
Molecule: messenger RNA, 1200 nt
Organism: Aspergillus udagawae
Lineage: Eukaryota; Fungi; Ascomycota; Eurotiomycetes; Eurotiales; Aspergillaceae
Exons: 1
Coding region: 1-1200 (399 amino acids)
Source: RefSeq, a predicted model, not a curated record